GUCUUUGCCCAGUUUGAAAACCAGAAGAUCGACCAAGAGUUCUUCACUACACCGCGAGCGGUACACUAAAGUGCAUUUACGGGUACAGUGACUUGAGUUCGCGAAAUGAGGAGUGAACUUUGUGUUUUGGCGUUAGCCUUUUUCGGUUAUGUCAGCUGUCAACAGAGGGGUACCCAAGAAGACCCCUGCAAAAUAAAGUCGAGAGUGAUAGGGGACGAAACGUACUGCGACAGGUACUGGGAGUGCGUGAACGGACAACCCGAGCUAUACGACUGCCCCAAUGGGUUAGUUUUCGCUGGUAAGAACAGGGGGGUGACAGAGGGAUGCGAUUACCCAUGGAGGUCGAACUACUGCGAAGGAAAGCAGCAAGCCAAUCCACCAAUUGGCGUCGAGCAUUGCGCCUGGUUGUACGGCAUCUUCGGCCACGAGACGUCUUGUACCAGAUACUGGACGUGCUGGAAUGGUACCGCCACAGAACAACUCUGCAUAGGAGGACUCUUAUACAACGAGAGGACGCAUUCCUGCGACUGGCCGGAAAACGUGGAGGGAUGCCAAAAGCACCCUCUUUGCAACGACGAUCCCAACGGAAACGUACCACUGGGCAAAUCCUGCAACCGCUAUUGGCAGUGCCAGGGUGGUUACCCGCGCCUGCAAAGGUGUCCCGCCAUGUUGGUGUUCGAUCGUCAUUCUUUGAGAUGCGUAGUACCCCCAACUGACGAUUGCGACAUCCCCAGUACCCCACCACCGCCACAGCCAGAGGAGGAAGAAGACAACUUGCCGGAGAACAAUCCUAAGAACAGGCCCGGUAAAGCUGAGUUGCCCAAUCUUCCUCCCGGGGCUAUCCCCGUGCCAGCCAAGAACAGGCAGAGGAACUAGGUUAUUUUUUUUAAAUUGUAGGUUAAGAGACGGUAGUCGCGUUAGCAUUUUUUUAUAAAGAGAAUUGACGAAUAUGUAAUUAUUAUUUAUAAAAGUAUAUUUACAUGUAUUAUUACUACGCUACAAAAAAAUCUACUUCCUUGUCCACACUGAUUUUUGGUUUAUAUAUCAAGUUACUGGGCAGACCAGUAGACUCAAGGUUCGAAUGGAGCUACCGUUAUUGAAGAACGGUGUAUCAAAUUAUUGCUAAAAGAGUGUUCUUAGAUGUUGUUAGAUUCGUUUCCCUGAGGUAACUUCAGAGGUCUUAAAUUUCCAGGAAAACUAGUCCACUUUUGGCAUUGAAAAGGAAUGUCGUUUCAUGUUUUGGUCACAUCUCAGUUUCUGAUACAUCCUCAUCAAGUCUAGUUCUAGCAUUUCCCAGUUUACACAAAAUAUAUUUGUUGCUUUUAAAAUUGAUAUUACCAAAGCGUAACGUAAUGUGCCAUUGUUUGGUGUAACUGUCUCGAGAAAAAAGGAAUAAUGCCAUUCAGUUUAAAAAUUGUUAGAAACAGUCACGAUCUUAUAUAGUCCAAGCAUUAUAGAGAAAUGCUUACAGAAAUUAUUACC
Molecule: messenger RNA, 1482 nt
Organism: Anoplophora glabripennis (Asian longhorned beetle)
Lineage: Eukaryota; Metazoa; Arthropoda; Insecta; Coleoptera; Cerambycidae
Gene: Cpap3-d2
Product: protein obstructor-E-like
Exons: 4
Coding region: 106-876 (256 amino acids)
Cellular component (GO): extracellular region
Molecular function (GO): chitin binding
Source: RefSeq, a predicted model, not a curated record